AUGCCUUCUGAGGCGUCGAUGCGCGGGUGGCCUUUGACGCCACAACUCUAUCUUCAGAACGUGCGAGAGGUUUUCCUCCACCGCGGCCUUGUCGUCCGCUAUGUUCUCCUGCCACUCUCGCUCGUGAUACUUCUUUGGACGAUACUGCGUUCUCACACUAGCGGGUCCCCUACUCACAGUCGUGUCUUCGGCGGUUGGCCAGCGGACUGGUACGCAAGACCGGACUAUGUAUAUUCGCAUGACCCUCCAUCGUACCCUCCACCUCCACCAAAGUCUUGGGACACAGCCGCGCAGUUGGUGAAGGAGGAGUUUGUGCACGCCUACACCGCGUACGAAGCGAUUGCGGCUCCGCACGACGAGUUACUGCCAGUGAGCAAGGGCCAUAUCAACAACUUCAAUGGUUGGGGAGUGACACUACAUGAUUCGCUCGACACGAUGCUGCUCAUGAAUCAGACCGAUAUGUAUCGGCGCGCAUACGAGCAGGUUGAGCAAGCAGACUUUUGGCUUCACCCGUCCAGGAAGGCACCCUUCUUCGAGACAGCCAUACGGCACGUCGGCGGCCUGCUUUCUGCGUACGCGAUCUCCGGUGAUGCCAUUAUGCUCGAGAAAGCGGAUCUGCUUGCCCGCAAGCUGUCGCCCGUUUUCAAUACAGACAGCGGGCUGCCGCAAUACAGCGUCAACCCCACGACGGGAGCUAUCAGUGACCGCAAGACGGUCUGUUUGGCCGAGGUUGCCAGCUGUCAGCCCGAAUAUAGCUACCUCAGUAAAGCCACGGGGCAUGGCGAUCACGUUCGAUAUGCUAAUAGGGUGUGGCGCGUCUUGCAGAAUGCAGACGUCUCCAAGUUCGGUGGCAUGCUGCCGACGGACUGGCGGAUACACAAGGGUGUACCAAACGACGAGAAGCUAACUGCCGGCGCUCAGGGCGAUAGCGCUCAUGAGUACCUACUCAAGCAGUACAUCCUCACAGGGAAAACGGACAAAGCGCUGCUUGAAAUGUACCUGAGGAUGACUACGCAUAUGAUAACGCGAAUGCUGUGGAUAACGCCGAAGCGGAAGAUUCUCUUCCCCGUUGCCACUCGCGGCGCUAUGCCCAAGGAUGAACGCGAGCGUACAUUCGAGCAUCUUGCGUGUUUCCUUCCGGGACUAUUUGCACUCGGUGUACAGCAUCUUCCACUCGACAAUCUCGCCUCCAUCGGCAUCGAUUUCCAGGCACUCGGCAAGGAUCUCAGCCCCGCAGGUCAAGCUGAAUACGAGCUGCUCUCGCACUACAAACUUUCUGAUCUACAUCGCUGGGCUGCCGUUGGCAUGGGAGAGGCCUGCGCGGUCAUGUAUGCUGAUCAGCCUACGGGUCUUGGUCCCGACGAGGCGCAAAUGACCCGGACUGCGGUACGCUGGAUCGACCAGCUCGAGGUCUGGAGACAAGGUGGUAGUGCGGGGACCCCACCCGGCGUUGCACCCGUGAUACCAGUGCGGGGAAAGGCGGGGUACGAGUUUCACGAGUACGAGCUAAAGCGAUUUGCGUAUGAAUUGCGACCUGAGACUAUCGAGUCUAUGUUCGUACUUUGGCGCACGACCCAUGAUGUGCGCUGGCGUACGCAUGGAUGGAACAUGUUCCAAGCCAUUGUCAGAUCGGCGAAGAAAGAUACCGGGUAUGCGUCCGUGUCCAACGUUGCAGACUGGCCGCCGUCGCACAAGGAUUCGAUGCCAAGUUACUUCACUGCCGAGACAUUGAAAUACCUUUAUCUCCUCUUUUCCGGCGAGGAACUGGUCCCGCUCGAUAAGUGGGUGUUCAACACGGAGGCGCACCCUAUGCCCGUGUUCAUGUGGACAGCGGAAGAAAAGACGAAGUUCGGGCUCUCGUAG
This is a messenger RNA of Peniophora sp. CBMAI 1063, 1863 nucleotides long. The record is from the annotation of a GenBank genome assembly. NCBI's taxonomy places the organism in Eukaryota, Fungi, Basidiomycota, Agaricomycetes, Russulales, Peniophoraceae.